AUGAAGCUCUCUUUCUCUCUCCCUUCCAAAUCGAAACCCAAAGUCACAGCCACCGCCGUUGAUGAGGGUAGCAGCAAAGAGUUCGUCACCGAAUUCGAUCCGUCGAAAACCCUAGCUGAUUCCACUCCCAAACACGUAAUCCCUCCGAUCGAGAACACAUGGAGGCCUCACAAGAAGAUGAAGAAUCUCGAUCUCCCGCUCCAAUCCGCCAACACCGGUUCGGGUCUAGAGUUCGAGCCCGAGGUUCCUUUAACCGAUUCCCAGGUCAACAUAACGUACGGUUUGAAGCUGCGUGAGAAAGUCCAGGACGAAGCUGAAAGUGGUGAAGAUCGGAAGGUGGCUCCGAUAGAGCAGCUUAUGAUGCAAAGUUUGAGGAAAGAUCUGGAGUCGCUUGCUGAUGAUCCGACAUUAGAGGACUUCGAGAGCGUUCCUGUGGAGGGUUUUGGAGCUGCGUUGAUGGCUGGGUAUGGGUGGAAGCCUGGGAAGGGGAUUGGUAAGAACGCUAAAGAAGAUGUUCAGGUUAAGGAGUACAAAAGGUGGACUGCUAAGGAAGGUUUAGGUUUCGAUCUUGAUCUUGAUAGGUCGUCUAAGGUUGUUGUUGAUCCCAACAAGGCUAAAGUGAAAGAUAGCGUGAUACUUGAUGGAGAUCUUCUUUUUGUGGGAAAAGAAGUGAGGAUUGUUGCUGGUAGAGAUAUGGGUUUAAAGGGUAAGAUUGUGGAGAAAAUGGAUAAUGAUUGUUUUGUUUUGAAGCUCUCUGGAAGUGGAGAUGAAGUGAGAGUUGGUGCUAGUGAGGUAGCAGAUUUGGGUUCACAGGAAGAAGAAACGUGUUUAAACAAGUUGAAAGAUAAGAAGGUGAGUGAACCAAGCAGAGGAACAAAGAGAGUGAGUAGAAAUGAAGUUAGAGUGCAUGAUAGAGGUGAGAGGAGAGUGAAGAAGCCAUCAUGGCUUAGGAGUCAUAUAAAGGUGAGGAUAGUAAGCAAGGACUUGAAAGGUGGAAGCUUGUAUCUUAAGAAAGGAAAAGUUGUUGAUGUUGUUGGACCAACGACCUGUGAUAUCACCAUGGAUGAGACGCAAGAGUUGGUUCAAGGGGUUGAUCAGGACCUGCUGGAGACGGCACUGCCUAGGCGAGGAGGACCAGUUUUGGUUCUAUUCGGGAAACAUAAGGGCGUCUAUGGGAAUCUGGUUGAGAAAGAUUUGGAUAGAGAAACUGGUGUGGUUCGUGAUUUAGACAACCACAAGAUGCUUGAUGUUAGACUUGAGCAAGUUGCUGAGUACAUGGGCGAUAUGGAUGAUGUUGAUUACUGAAACUAUCUGACUAAAGCUGCUUACUUUCAGAUGAGGUGCAGCUUGCAGAUUUACGAGGAACCUCGCUGGAAGUAUGCGUUUGUUGAGUUUACAGACAAAAUUGACAUUGUAAGAGCACUUUGUAAGAGUACGUACAUGUGAUUGAGCCAUUUCAUUCACUACAUCUAUAAACGUUGUCGACUGAAUUAAAAGAACUAAUCGAUGAAUUUUACUCAGAAGAUAAGCGCUGUUUUAGAUCAAGUUUGUAUAAACCAAACAUGGUGUGAUAGGUUUCGUUCACUUUAGAAUUUGCUUGCUGAAGAACAAGUUUCACUCACUCUCACCAUCCAUUCUAAACUUUAUAUUACUGUCUGCUGUGGAAACAAAAUAAAUCAGUUCUAUUC
Molecule: messenger RNA, 1688 nt
Organism: Eruca vesicaria subsp. sativa (arugula)
Lineage: Eukaryota; Viridiplantae; Streptophyta; Magnoliopsida; Brassicales; Brassicaceae
Source: the annotation of a GenBank genome assembly